AUGACACGAAGCCGAGCUGCUUUCCCUGAAGCAUGCCCAUACUAUGAGAGUCAUGUGGCGAACCAACACCGACACUGCCGGUCCUUUGCUGAUUAUCAUUGCCGCGCAGACCAGAUCGACACCAAGACACAAGAAAUCAAACCAUCCUCCGAUGAGACGUAUUCAGACGUGCUCGAGCUGGCCGACGAGCUCCCGGAUUCGUCGCCGCGAUUCAUUCUGCUGAGCUACCCGUUGACAUUGCCGUCCGGUCGCAUCUCUGUUCCCUACGUCCUGAUAUACUAUCUCCCGGUGAACUGCAACCCGAACAUGCGCAUGAGCUACGCCGGCGCUGUCGAGCUCAUGCGUAACACCGCCGAAGUCAACCGCGUCAUCGAGAUCCAGGACUCGGACGACUUGCAAGAAAUCGAGGCCAAAUUGAAGGGCGAGGACUGA
Capronia epimyces CBS 606.96 is the source of this 432-nucleotide messenger RNA. RefSeq lists its product as uncharacterized. NCBI's taxonomy places the organism in Eukaryota, Fungi, Ascomycota, Eurotiomycetes, Chaetothyriales, Herpotrichiellaceae. The coding region runs from base 1 to 432 and encodes 143 amino acids. Gene Ontology annotation, cellular component: actin cortical patch. The transcript has 2 exons. The record is from RefSeq and is a predicted model, not a curated record. Gene Ontology annotation, molecular function: actin binding; Arp2/3 complex binding. Gene Ontology annotation, biological process: actin filament debranching; negative regulation of Arp2/3 complex-mediated actin nucleation.